Molecule: messenger RNA, 8654 nt
Organism: Peromyscus leucopus (white-footed mouse)
Lineage: Eukaryota; Metazoa; Chordata; Mammalia; Rodentia; Cricetidae
Gene: Col6a5
Product: collagen type VI alpha 5 chain
Exons: 40
Coding region: 1-7932 (2643 amino acids)
Biological process (GO): extracellular matrix organization
Molecular function (GO): extracellular matrix structural constituent conferring tensile strength
Source: RefSeq, a predicted model, not a curated record
AUGAAGCUCCAGCUAAUUGCAUUUGUCCUAAUCCUCUGGAUUGAAACACUGGCAGAUCAGAGCCCAGGGCCAGGCCCCGAGUAUGCAGAUGUGGUGUUUCUGGUGGACAGCUCUGAUGACCUGGGGAUUAAAUCCUUCCCAUUUGUGAGAACUUUCCUCAACAAGCUGAUCAGCAGCCUCCCCAUCGAGGCCGACAAGUACCGUGUGGCCCUGGCUCAGUACAGCGAUGCUCUCUACAACGAGUUCCAGCUGGGCACCUUCAAGAACAGGAACCCCAUGCUGAACCACCUGAAGAAGAACUUCGGGUUCAUCGGUGGGUCCCUGAAGAUAGGGAACGCCCUGCGAGAGGCUCACAGGACCUAUUUCUCUGCAUCCACAAAUGGAAGAGACAAGAAACAGUUCCCCCCAAUCCUGGUGGUGCUGGCUUCAGCCGAGUCUGAGGAUGAUGUGGAAGAGGCUUCGAAAGCCCUGCGGGAAGAUGGGGUGAAAGUCAUCUCGGUGGGGGUGAAGAAGGCUUCUGAGGAAAACCUGAAGGCCAUGGCCACAGCCCAGUUCCACUUCAACCUCAGGACUGUCAGAGACCUCAGUUUGUUUGCCCCAAACAUGACGCAGAUCAUCAAGGACGUGACUAAGUACAGGGAAGGAACAGCUGUGACCCUUCUCACACCUGAAGCCCCAACUACACCUGAAGCCCCAGCCACACCUGAAGCCCCAGCCACACCUGAAGCCCCAGCCACACCUGAAGCCCCAGCCACAGCUGCAACCAAUGCUGAUAAGACAGUUCCCUUUCCCAUAUCCUGUCAGAAAGACUCCCUGGCUGACAUUAUAUUCUUGGUGGACGAGUCAGUGGGGACCACAGAAAAUCUGAGGGACCUGCAGAACUUCCUGGAGAAUGUCACCAGCUCUGUGGAUGUGAAGGACAAUUGCAUGCGACUUGGACUGAUGAGCUACAGUGACAAGGUUCAGACUAUUUCUUCCCUGAAGUCGAGUACCAACCAGUCUGAAUUCCAGCAGCAAAUCCGAAAACUCUCCCUCCGGACUGGGGGGUCUAAAGUUGGGGCUGCCAUUGAGCAGAUGAGAAGAGAAGGCUUCUCCGAGUCUGGUGGCAGCAGAAAGGCACAGGGGGUCCCUCAGAUUGCUGUGCUGGUCACCAACAGACCAUCAGAUGAUGCCGUGAGGGAUGCUGCACUCGACCUUCGCUUGGAUGGUGUAACUAUGUUUGCUCUGGGUGUCCAAGGGGCCAACAGCACACAGUUAGAAGACAUAGUAUCCUACCCUUCUGAGCAGAGCAUUUCCACACACAGCUCCUACAGACAGCUGGAAUCGUACAGUAGGAACUUCCUGAAGAAGAUCCACAAUGAAGUCUGGACCCAAGUUUCCACCCAUGCUGAACAAAUGGAACUUGAUAAAACUGGCUGUGUGGACACAAAGGAGGCUGAUAUCUAUUUCCUCAUUGAUGGCUCGACCAGCAUCCGCAAGAGAGAGUUUGAGCAAAUCCAGACAUUUAUGUCGUCUGUGGUAGACAUGUUUCCCAUUGGUCCCAACAAAGUCCGAGUUGGCGUCGUGCAGUACUCACAUAAGAAUGAAGUGGAAUUCCCCAUCUCUCUCUACGUGGAUGCCAUUGCCUUGAAGAAGGCUAUUUUCAACAUCAAGCAACUCAAAGGCCGUACCCUCACUGGGAAAGCCCUGGAUUUCAUACUGCCGAUAAUCAAGACGGGGAAAUCGGAGAGGACGGAUGAAAUUCCCUGUUACCUCAUUGUACUGACUGACGGGAAGUCAGAAGACAGCGUUCUAGAACCUGCCGACAGACUCAGGGCUGAACGCGUCACCAUUCACGCGGUGGGGAUUGGCGAGGCGAACAGAACCCAGCUGCAACAAAUUGCCGGCAACGACGAAAGGGUUAAUUUUGGGCAGAAUUUUGAUUCUCUAAAGAACAUAAAAAAUGAAAUUGUUCACAGAAUCUGCUCUGAAAAAGGAUGUGAAGACAUGAAGGCUGACAUCAUGUUUUUAGUGGACAGUUCUGGAAGCAUAGGGCCUACAAAUUUUGAGACAAUGAAAACCUUCAUGAAAAACCUGGUGGGGAAGAUUCAAAUUGGUGCCAAUAAAACCCAAGUGGGUGUUGUUCAGUUCAGUGAUUAUAACAGGGAAGAAUUCCAGCUUAAUACAUUCUUCACACACAAAGAAAUUUAUGCCGCAAUAGACAGGAUGUCACCCAUCAACAGAAACACUUUGACUGGAAGUGCGCUUACCUUUGUAAAGGACUACUUUGACCUUGCCAAGGGGGGCCGUCCCCAGGUCAGAAAGUUUCUCAUCCUCCUCACAGAUGGAGAAGCCCAAGAUAAAGUAGGGGGUCCCGCCAUGGCUCUCAGGAACAAAAGUGUGACCAUCUUUUCUGUGGGUGUGUACGGUGCCAAUAGGGCUGAGCUGGAGGAAAUCAGUGGGGAUGGCAGCCUGGUUUUCCAUGUUGAGAACUUUGAUCAUCUGGAGGCGAUAGAGAGUAAGCUCGUGUUCCGUGUGUGCGCUCUACAUGAUUGCAAGAGGAUCGAACUCUUAGACAUUGUGUUUGUGCUGGACCAUUCAGGCAGCAUAGGACCACAAGAACAAGAAAGCAUGAUUAACCUCACCAUCCACUUGGUGAAGAAGGCGGAUGUUGGCAGGGACCGAGUCCAGUUUGGAGCUCUCAAAUAUUCCAACAAUCCAGAGAUCCUUUUCUAUCUUAACACAUACUCAAGCAAAUCGGGCAUCAUUGAGCACCUGAGGAGGACCAGGGACACAGGAGGGGACACCUACACUGCCAAGGCUCUUGAGCACUCCAACAUCCUGUUCACAGAGGAGCAUGGCAGCCGCCUGAAGCAAAAUGUGAGACAGCUGAUGAUUGUCAUCACAGAUGGUGUGUCCCACGAUCGACAUAAACUCAACGACACAGCAUGGAGACUAAGGGACAAAGGCAUCACCAUCUUCGCAGUAGGUGUAGGAAAUGCCAACCAAGAUGAACUGGAGACCAUGGCAGGGAAGAAAGAAAAUACUAUCCAUGUAGACAACUUUGACAAGCUGAGAGAUAUUUACCUGCCUCUGCAAGAAACUCUGUGCAAUAAUUCACAAGAGACCUGUAACCUUCAGGAAGCAGAUGUGAUUUUCCUUUGUGAUGGCUCUGACAUGGUGUCUGAUUCAGAGUUUGUUACCAUGACAACUUUCUUGUCAGAUUUAAUUGAUAAUUUUGACAUUCAGUCUCAGAGAAUGAAAAUCGGGAUGGCUCAAUACGGGAGCCGGUACCAGGAAAUCAUUGAGUUGGAGAGCUCUCUGAACAAGACUCAGUGGAAGUCUCGCAUCCAAACCAUGGCCAAGAGCAAGGGGUUUCCACGAAUUGACUUUGCUCUUAAGCAUGUGAGCCACAUGUUUCAUCCCUCCGUUGGCGGGAGGAAGAAUGCUGGUGUCCCUCAAAUGUUGGUUGUCAUCACCUCUGGUUAUCCUCGCUAUGAUGUGGCAGAUGCAGUUAAAGUCCUGAAAGACCUUGGCAUCUGUGUCCUGGCUUUGGGCAUAGGAGAUGUUUAUAAGGAACAACUUCUGCCCAUCACAGGCAAUCCAGAAAAAAUCAUUGCUUUCCAAGACUUUAAUAGACUGAAGAGUGUGGAUGUGAAGAAAAGAAUGGUCCGUGAAAUCUGCCAGAGCUGCGGGAAAGCUAAUUGCUUUGUGGACGUAGUGAUCGGGUUUGACAUUUCCACCCACCAUGAGGGCCAGCCUUUGUUCCAGGGCCAUCCCCGCUUAGAAUCAUACCUCCCAAACAUCUUAGAGGACAUCACCUCUAUCAGAGGGGUGAGCUGUGGAGCAGGUGCAGAGGCACAGGUGAGCCUGGCCUUUAAGGUGAACAAUGACCAAGAGUUCCCCGCCAAGUUCCAAAUCUACCAGAAAGCAGUGUUUGACAGCUUGCUGCAAGUCACCGUCCGUGGGCCAACUCAUCUGAACGCACAGCUCUUGCAGUCACUGUGGGACGUGUUUGAAGAGAAAUCUGCAUCCAGGGGCCAGGUGAUGCUUAUCUUCUCAGAUGGUCUCCAGGGCGAGAGCAUCACCACACUGGAACAGCAGUCAGACAGGCUCAGAGAAGCAGGACUUGAUGCUCUGUUGGUGGUGUCCCUUAAUGCAUUAGCUCAGGAUGAGUUUUCCAGCUUUGAAUUUGGAAAAGGAUUUGACUACAGGACUCACCUGACCAUUGGAAUGACAGACCUGGGCAAGAAGCUUUCACAGUAUCUGGGAAACAUCGCAGAGAGGGCUUGUUGCUGCACAUUUUGUAAAUGUCCGGGGAUUCCAGGACCUCAUGGAACCCGGGGACUCCAAGCCUCAAAGGGUUCUUCAGGCCUGAAAGGCGGCAGAGGAUACAGAGGAGAGGAUGGAGACCCUGGAAGACGAGGAGAAAUUGGACCUCAAGGAGAUAGAGGGAUCAUCGGGUGUCCGGGGACUCGAGGUCAGAAGGGAGUGAAAGGAUUUGCUGGAGCUCAGGGAGAACACGGAGAACAUGGGCUUGAUGGACUGGAUGGAGAAGACGGAUUUUAUGGACUUCGUGGGAUGAAGGGAGAAAAAGGUGACCUUGGCUCUCAGGGCAGCCCAGGUUCCAGAGGUGCCCCUGGAGAAGAUGGAGAGAAGGGCUUCCCAGGGGAUCCCGGUAACCCAGGACGAGACAGCACCAUCAAAGGCCAGAAGGGCCACAAAGGAGAUCAAGGAACACAAAACUGGGUGGAAGGGACACAAGGCAGUCCUAGCUCCAGAGGAAGCAGGGGAAUGGAAGGUCGGAGGGGACUCCGGGGUCCUUCGGGGGAAGCAGGAAACCCGGGGCCUCAAGGUGCACAGGGACCAGAAGGACUGCAAGGUCCACAGGGGUCCAGUGGAAAUCCUGGCGAGAAAGGAGAAAAAGGAGAUCAAGGGCACCAGGGGCCUCAGGGUGCUCCUGGGCCAGCAGGAUCUAGGGGGAGCAUUGGAAGACCUGGGCUUUGGGGGAGAAAGGGGGAACCUGGAGUUCCUGGAGGCCCAGGACCAGUAGGACCCCCUGGCCAGCGAGGAGAACGGGGAGAUCAUGGCAUCCCAGGCUAUGGCCAGAUGGGAAGACAAGGAGUGAAGGGCCCAACAGGAUUCCCUGGGGACCCAGGGCAGAAGGGUGAUGCUGGAGAUCCUGGAGUUCCUGGGGGGCCUGGACCCAAAGGAUUCAAGGGACUGACACUCUCUCAAGGCUUGAAAGGCGAGAGUGGGCUUCAGGGUUCUCAAGGCCCCCCCGGACGGAGAGGUCCUAAAGGCACAGCAGGGCAGCCCAUGUAUUCCCCCUGUGAUCUGAUGCAGUUCCUGUGGAACCAUAGUUCCUGCUGGAAAGAAAAGUGCCCCGUGUAUCCAACAGAGCUGGUAUUUGCCCUGGACCAGUCCUCUGGUAUCACAGAAAGGAGAUUCAAUGAAACAAGAGAUACCAUCAGUUCCAUUGUCAGGGACCUCAACAUCAGGGAAAAUAACUGUCCUGUAGGAGCGAGGGUUGCCGUGGUUUCCUAUGACUCAGAUACCAGUUACCUCAUCCGUGGGUCUGACUACCGGAACAAGAAACAUCUCCUUCAGCUCCUUUCCCAGAUAAAAUACCAAGUCCCCCAGAAAGCCAGGGACAUUGGCAACGCAAUGAGGUUUGUGGCCCGCAAUGUUUUCAAGCGGACAUCUUCGGGAACCAAUGUCAGGAGAGUUGCAGUGUUCUUCAGUAAUGGCCAGUCAGCCAGUAGAGGGGCCAUCCUCACGGCCACCAUGGAGUUCAGUGCCCUGGACAUCAGCCUUGCAGUCUUUGCUUAUAACGAAAGAGUUUUCCUUGAUGAUGCUUUUGGGUUUGAUGACACUGGGACAUUUCAAGUGAUUCCGGUUCCUCCGGUUGGGAAUUAUGAGCCCCUGGAAAGACUUCGGCGCUGCACACUUUGCUAUGACAAGUGUUUUCCAAAUACUUGUGCAGAAGAGACUUCCUUUCCUGAAAAUUCAUACAUGGAUGUAGCAUUCCUCUUAGACAAUUCCCAUAAUAUAGCCAAAGACGACUUCCAAGCCAUGAAAGCUUUGGUGAGCUCAGCGAUCAAUGGCUUCCACAUCACUUCAAACCCUUCAGCCUCGGGCUCUGGUGACAGAAUUGCUUUGCUGAGCUAUUCUCCCUCAGAGAGUUCCAGAAAGAAGAGCAGGGUGAAGACAGAGUUUGAGUUUACAACCUACGACCACCAAUCCAUCAUGAAGGACUACAUCCACACUUCCCUCCAACAACUAAAUGGAGAUGCCACCAUUGGUCUUGGCCUACAGUGGGCCAUGGAGGGUCUCUUCCCAGGAACCCCCAAUCCAAGAAAACACAAGGUCAUCAUUGUGAUUUCAGCUGGAGAGAAUCAUGAGGAGAAGGAAUUUGUGAAGACUGUGGCUUUGAGGGCCAAAUGUCAAGGCUAUGUCAUAUUUGUGGUUUCUCUGGGCUCCACACAAACAGAUGAGAUGGAACAAUUAGCCAGCUACCCACAUGAUCACCAUCUGAUACAGCUUGGGAGAAUGCACAAGCCAGAUCUGAAUUAUAUUGUAAAGUUUCUGAAGCCAUUUGUAUACUUUGUCAGACGUGGAUUCAAUCAGUACCCACCGCCGAUGCUGGAGGGUGACUGCAGGCGUCUCGGUGUAGAGAGGGGAGAUGUGCUGCUCAGCAGCCUCCGAUUGACUACCGAGUUGCAUGAGGUUUCUGCAAUCGAGAACAGCCUUCUUGGCCAAGAGCUGAGUGCUGGGACAGACUCAUCUUUUAUGUUGGAGGAUGAUAGAGGUGACCAUUUGGUUUAUAUUCCAAACCAAAUGCUAGAGCCACAUACGCUAGUCACUCACUAUGGAGACGAUCAUGGAUCUGAAGCAAUGGCAAGUCUCACUUCCGAACAUGAAAAUCAUGGCAGAAAAGAACUGGGUCUUGCUGAUGAGCCUGAGGAUGCUUCUCUUCAAGAAUAUUACAUGGAUGUGGCUUUCCUCAUAGAUGCUUCUCAGAGAGUAGGAAAUGAUUUGUUUAAGGAAGUGAGAGCUCUUAUAACUUCAGUACUGGAUUACUUUUACAUCGCCCCAGAUCCACUGACCUCUGUCUUAGGAGACAGAGUGGCUGUCCUGACCUACUCUCCUCCAGGCUACCUGCCAAACUCUGAGGAAUGCCCAGUCUACCUGGAAUUUGAUUUGGUCACUUAUCACAGUGUACACCAAAUGAAGCACCAUCUCCAAGAGUCUCUUAAGCAGCUCAAUGGAGAUGUUUUUAUCGGCCACGCCCUUCAGUGGACAAUUGACAAUGUCUUUGUAGGGACCCCCAAUCUGAGGAAAAACAAAGUUAUCUUUAUAAUAUCUGCGGGUGAAACCAGUUCUUUAGACAAAGAAGUCUUAAGGAAUGCAUCUCUGAGAGCCAAGUGCCAAGGCUACUCCAUCUUUGUAUUUUCCUUUGGUCCUGUACAUAAUGACAUGGAGUUAGAAGAAUUAGCGAGCCAGCCCCUGGAUCAUCACUUGGUGCAGCUUGGCCGGAUACACAAGCCAGAUUUGGACUAUAUCAUUAAGUUUGUCAAGCCCUUUGUUCAUUCAAUCAGACGUGCUAUCAACAAAUACCCUACCACAGACCUGCAAGCCAAGUGUGCUAACACCACCUUCCCCAGCACAGAGAAGGCUGGCACAGAAGACAGUUUACUCCUCAUCCCAGAGGUAUACAAAAUCGAGGCAGGAGACAGUGAGCUGUUUGGAGACUCCCAUCCCCAGGAGCAGCAUUUCUUUGUACUAGGGGACAAUCAUAGUAACGAUUCGGGGAUCACUGCUGAUUUGAUCCAGAAGUUGUACGCGCUCUUCUCCUCUGGAGAACUGAUGGUGAAUGACAAGGAAGAGCCACAUUUGGAAGAAGCUGCAGCUCCAGCGAAUGACAAACAAGAUGGCGAGGAUGCAAGAUGAGCGCCCAGGAGAGAAGAGUGCCCGCUGGCAUACGGGGCUCCCUGCGGUGGUCCCAGCCACAAAGUAUCAAUCAUUUAUUAAAAGAGCAAGGCGUGGGAACUAGAACUAAACUUAGUUCUCAGUCCGAAGUCUGAGGGAGAGCUCUUCAGAAUAGACAUCAAGGAGCAGACCUUCGGAAAUAGAAAUGGGCUUCAUCUCUCAGCAGGACUGGGACACUGAGCAAGAAGAAGUGGCAGUCUUUCCUGUGACAGCCCCGUUCAUUCAUUUGAUCAGCUUGGAAGAUGAUCUGCCAAAAGAAGAUUGUUGUCAUAGCUGUCGUUACAUCUACGUCUCAAAUUAGACCCUUGAGUAAAACCAUUUGUAAUUGAAUGUCCUAGGGUUGCCUUUUCCCUGUUUAUACAACUAUAAAUCAGCAGUUUGGGUUCUAGUAGGACCCAGAGAAUACAUCCAGCAUCAACAACCCCCUCUGUGGGUUUUUUCUUUACCAGGGCAUUUACAAAGCAACACAUUCAUAACAAAGAAGAAGAGAGAGGGCUGCUUUAUGAACCGCUCGCUCACGCUGGGAACACUUGUUUUCUAUUUUAGUGUGCUUUGCUUUGUGCGUACUUGGGUUUUGCUGCAAAAGACACCCUGUCAGCAUGUGAACAUGGCAACAGAUCUGUUCUUAUGAAUUACAACGCAGCAAAAACAGUUUCUAAAAGAAACCGGGUCUGACCCAGAAA